UUAAGCCAUGUUCUUCUUCUUUGUUGGAGGAUUAGAGCAACAAGUGCGACAGGUGCUGAAAUCCGGUGCGGGCAGGUGCAUCAUCUGCGGCUCACGCGCCGAUCUCGUCGACUACGACAAGGUUCUCAAACUCUUCUUCGUUCCCGUGUGGCGCUGGCCUGGUAAAGACCCUCUCUUAUACUGUCCCAAUUGCAAGUUCUUCUUUCCUCACUCUUAUUCCCUUCCACCCACCGCCACCAACGGAUCUCCGCCGCCACCGGCGCUUCCCGAUGCCUUGCGCUGCCGCUUCUGCGACCGCGCGGUGGAGGCCGAUUUCCGAUUCUGCCCCUUUUGCGGCUCCGAAUUGUAAAGAACAGAAUGUGAAGGGUUUUGAGAAUCUAUAUGUAUAACAAAAACAGAAAGUUAGGUUUUGUGGGAUUAAUAAUGU
Abrus precatorius (Indian licorice) is the source of this 427-nucleotide messenger RNA. RefSeq lists its product as uncharacterized. Bases 8 to 349 code for a protein of 113 amino acids. The transcript has a single exon. The record is from RefSeq and is a predicted model, not a curated record. Lineage: Eukaryota; Viridiplantae; Streptophyta; Magnoliopsida; Fabales; Fabaceae.